Molecule: messenger RNA, 1969 nt
Organism: Eriocheir sinensis (Chinese mitten crab)
Lineage: Eukaryota; Metazoa; Arthropoda; Malacostraca; Decapoda; Varunidae
Gene: Pstk
Product: L-seryl-tRNA(Sec) kinase-like
Exons: 1
Coding region: 331-1434 (367 amino acids)
Molecular function (GO): tRNA binding; kinase activity
Source: RefSeq, a predicted model, not a curated record
AGUAGGAGUAUAUAAGGAGCAGUGGCUUAACUUGUUACAAAAAGACUGAUGUCCUAAUUCUUUUGAUAUGUAUGAAGGGAUAUAUUGGUUUAGUCUGCCAUAAAAAGAUGUCAUAGAAUGUGACAAUGGUCAUGUGUAGGUCUUCAAGAGUUGAGGUGUGGGUGGCUAUGGAGACAGCUUUGAAGUAGGAUGAUUAUAUGUAACAUAUUAUAACACCUGUUGAAGUGGACAGACAGAAAGAUGCAUUGAUUGGAUUCAGGUCCCUCAGGGAAACAGUCUUGUAUGUAGAUUGAUUUGCUUCUGUAUCCUUUGAUUUCAAGUAGUUGUAGGAUGGAAACUAAUGUUGUGUUGGUGCUGUUGGUUGGGCUGCCAGGGUCUGGGAAAACCAAACUGUGCAAGGCUCUCAAGGCUCUCAGUGAGGAGACAGAGAACUUUGGGAAGCUGGUACUGGCUCAUGUGUGUUAUGAUAAACUAAUUCCACUGUCUGUUCAGAGAGAGUUUGUGGAGCAGAAGAAAAGUGAGGAAAAAAGUGGGAAGGAUCGUAACAGAACUGACGGAGAAAACUGUGAAAUCACUGUCGAGAAUGAAAGCACCAAAGAGUUGAAGACUAUGGAUGAGGAAAAAGACUUUGAGGGUGAUGGAAAUGAGGGACAGAGUAUUAGUGAGGACUGGAAGAGUGCCCGGCUCAAGAUUCACUCUCAAGUUGAUCAGCUUCUCCAUUUUAUCAACACCAGAAGAACUGAGUCAAGUGUUGAAGAUUUUUUUGGCAUUCCGUUUGGAGCACUAGAAGGGGACAUGUGUGUGAUCCUCCUGGAUGACAACUUUUACUACCGUAGCAUGAGGUAUGAGUUUUACCAGCUUGCUCGGAGGCACAGUGCUGCAUUUUGCCAGCUGUAUAUGGAGUGCAGUGUGGAGGAGGCCAUGCAGCACAACAGUAUGAGGGAGGAGAGUGUCCCGGCAGAAGUGGUGAUAACCAUGGGGGCACGUCUGCAGCCACCCCAGCCACACCUCCACCCUUGGGAGGCCAACACCUGUGUGCUUCAGGGGCAGGGUGAGGGUCAGGUUCGCCAGGCAUGGAGUGCAGUGGUCCAGGCCUUCCAGCAUGGCCUCACCCCUGUAGAGGACAGAGAAGAAGAGGUGGCUGAGGCACGCCGCCGAUGCUCCCAGAGUGUGGUUCACCAGGCAGACCUUAGUCUCAGGGCGAUAGUGAAGCAUCUAAUAAAGAAGGAGUUGCAGAAGGCAAGUGAUGGUGAGAGAGACAGCCUCCCAGCCUCCCAGGUGGCUGCACGCAUCAAUUCAGCACGGCAGGCAGUGUUAGCCGAUCUGAGGGAGGGAGUCCUGGAAGUGCUGUCCUGCUUGGCUGAUGCUAUCACUAAGGACAACAGGCAGGAAUUUGAUGCCUUCCUGGAGGUUGAAAUGAAGAAGAAAUUGUAAGAAUAUCUAACUGAGAACUGAUCAAAGAGUUGUUAAUGGCAGAAAGCACUAGUAAAGGCCAUUUCUUGUUGAUAACAGAAGUCUCACUGUUGGAUCAAAUUCAUAAAAACAUUAAGGCUCUAACUUGAACUUGCCAUCCUGGAAGUUGAUAAUCAAAUGUGUAAUGCAUUUUUGUCAAGGGAGAUUUCAUAGGGUCUGCAAGGAAUGAGUUACAUACGGGUGAGUCACAUCAGGUAAUUUGCAGUUACACUUCAACAGACUGACUAUUUGCAGCUGAUAACCCAAUCAAGUAAAUUUUCAGAUGAUAAUAUAGUAACAAGACUUUUUAUGCAUUUUUAGUGUGGGUGCUACAAGCCAUGUAUAUAUUACUGUAAUUAGUGUGACAUUUUUUUUGUAUCGUAGUAAAAAAAACUAACCAAAUGCAAAUUUUUUUCUCAUUCUUCCUGUGAAAUCUAAUUUUAUCAUGGAAAUGCAGAUGUAAGGCAAUUAUCAGUAGACUGUCAUAGCUCAAAUAAUAAUAAAAAAAUAGCUGUGA